CCAACCCACGCUCCCCUUGGAGGCGCAUCCACCGGCCUCCGCCACGGGGAGAGCGCAGCGGGAGGCGGAACGGCGCCGCGCGGUGGGCAGAGGUUGCCGGCCGCCGUUGGAGACCGCGGGCGAGCCGCCCGACUCGCCGGAGGGGACGUGCGCGACUGACUGGUGACUGGUGGUGGGUGAGAACAUCGCUUGGUCACUUCCUCAGAUCCAUUCGGGUCAAGCCAGUAUCUUUGUACAAUUGGCUGAAGAAACUGGUUUUAUCUUAGGAUGAAGUCUAAGGAAAAUGGGAGCAUUCAGAAGGCAGGAAAAGUUGAUCACUCCCAAAGAGGCAGACCAAACUGGGUUCUUGUUGCAGGAGGAGUUUUACUUAGCACACUGUCAGUCAGACUUGGGUGCAAAUUAAAGCAAAUGUUCGAUGCAAAGAAGCAAAACAGUAUGCCCAAAGUAAAAAGAAGGCCUGGGGCAUGUGAUCUGCACUCGAAUCUCUACCGGUUUAAUGACCAAACAAGCUGCUACUGUUGUAUGUCAGCGGUUGCAGAUGGAGUGGAAAUCAGGCAGGCUCCUGGGAGUCCUCUACCAAAAUCAACUGACCUCUCCCCUCUUCUUCUUGUGGAGAUACCAGGGCCAGAAUCAAGCAAAGAGAACAGUGGUGUCAUGUGGACAUCAUCACCUGAUCGGCUCGAAGAUCCUCGUAAACCAUUUCAGUACUCGAACAGUUCUGGCUCUCCCUGUUUUUCAGAAUCAGGUUCUGACAUCUAUAACAAGAGAGAGGUUAUACAGAAGCUGAGGCAGCAGCUGAAGAGACGUGAUGAGAUGAUUGCGGAGAUGCAAGCUCAGAUUGUUGAUCUUAAGAACUCUCUUGUUGUCCAGGUGACGCAGACCACCAAUUUGCAGUCUCAGUUGGAUGCUGCUAGCCGAGAGCUUUUUGAAUCUGAGAGAGAGAUUCAGCAUCUAAGGAAGAUCAUUGCAGACCAUUGUGUUGCGGAAGCACUCUCUCAUGAUAAGCCUUUGCAAGCUGGACAUUGGCAAUCAGAUGCUACCAAUGGGCAUGCUAAUGGCUAUGCUGAUAGCAGUGUUGAUGACCCUGAGCUGCAUUAUAUUGGUAUUGAGAAAAGGAAGGGAGAGGUAGAGAAGGUGGAAAUGCUCAAGCGGGAGGUCUGUGAUCUGAAGGAAGUUAUUGAAGGAAAGGAUUUCCUGAUUCAGAGCUACAAGGAGCAGAAGCUAGAGCUCUGUGGGAAGAUCAGAGAAUUGCAAGAAAAGCUCUCUGCACAAGUUCCCAACAUCUUGUAGGAUCUUCUGAAAGUUUUUAAUUAAGUUAGUCAUGGAGCAGAAGGGGUGGAGUUCUGCUUCACAUUAGGCCACGGAUUUUCUGGAGAAGGUCUCAGCACAUGGAACAUCUUGCUAGGAUCUUUGCAGGAUGUUUGGCUAUCUUCAUUUCUGUGUUGUUAGGUUGAUUCGCUUUCUUCAGUUUUUCUCCUUUGUUGCUUGUGCUGAAAGGGUCCCUCUUUUCCCAAUUGAUAGGCCUAGGUAGCUGAACUAAUGAUGAACUUGACACGUACGUGUUGUACAGGUUUCUGAUUUGCAAGCAAAGUUAUGCGAUGUGCCUCCAUUUAGCUCGGUAUGGUUGAGGGGAGUGUCGUUUUGGAAUGUAAAGAUGCUCUUGUUUUGCUGUGUCUUCUGUUUGACUUAGAGAACCUAAAAAAAUCUUACCUGAUUGAUAUUUAUUGGAAGUGCUUGGCUCGUUUUUCAUUU
Oryza sativa Japonica Group (Japanese rice) is the source of this 1752-nucleotide messenger RNA. RefSeq lists its product as uncharacterized. The record is from RefSeq and is a predicted model, not a curated record. Lineage: Eukaryota; Viridiplantae; Streptophyta; Magnoliopsida; Poales; Poaceae.